Messenger RNA from Solanum verrucosum, 3222 nucleotides. Its product is annotated as protein LONGIFOLIA 1-like. Lineage: Eukaryota; Viridiplantae; Streptophyta; Magnoliopsida; Solanales; Solanaceae. The record is from RefSeq and is a predicted model, not a curated record. Gene Ontology annotation, biological process: regulation of monopolar cell growth. The coding region runs from base 99 to 3068 and encodes 989 amino acids. The transcript is spliced from 5 exons.
UAUUAAUAGUUUUUUCAAUAUCCUCUGCUUGUUGUUCAUAGGAAGUGCACAAGGCCAUAUGAUUUCUGCCAAUUUUGGACUUUGAGAAAGCAACAAAAAUGUCAGCAAGAAUGUUAUCUUCUAUAACAGAGGAGAACAAAGAUCUGCACAAGAAAAUUGGAUGCAUGAAUGGGUUAUUCCAAUUGUUUGAUAGACACCAUUUCCUCAUUGGCAAACAUCUCCAUGGUCAAAAUCACAAAAGGCUACUCACAGGUGCCACGGACAAGAUGGAGACCAAAUGUACAAUGCAAUUGGCUACGGAAAAGACUCCAAGGGAUGUAGCCAAGAACAAAGUAUCGCACUCAAGUGAGUCAUCCAAGGCUAACCCAAAAGUUGAACAAAGUAAAAGACCACAACAAGAGCAACCUCUUUGCGGUCAAAGAAACUUAUCAGAAUCUCCUUCGAAAACCCUGCCAUACAAGCAACCAAGUUCUCCAUCUCAUUCUGGACGGCAAUCUCCUGACUUCCGGGAUGUUGUCAAGGACUCAAUGCACAGGGAAGCCCGUAGUUUAUCUGUAAAAACUGUCACCAAAGUAGAAGGUAAAGUCCAUGUUAUGAAGCACAUUGAUUCUCCAAGGCCAUUUCAGCAGUCAAACUGUGGGAAGCCAUCGGAUGGAACUAGGAACUUAACUGCUAAGUUUCGUGAAGCACCUCGCAAUUCAAAAGAUGAUCUAAAGCAUGCACCAAGAGAUCAUCCACGUUUCUCAUACGAUGAAAGAGACUCGAGAGAAGAGAUGCGUUCUUCAAUAAGGCUAAAGGACCUUCCCAGACUUUCACUGGACAGUAGAGAACAGUCCUUCAGGAGCUCAGCCUCUGAAUCCAGAUCAAAUUUUCUUUUAGGGGAUCACAAAAGAUCUUCCAGUGUUGUAGCAAAGCUUAUGGGGUUGGAAGCUCUACCAAAUCCCAUUCCCUCAAAUGAAGUCGAGACAGUGAUACCUAAGUCUUUCUCUACCAAAGAUUCUGUUUCAGUAUCGACAAAAACAGCUGAAAAGAGCAAGAAUAAUCAAGUCACGCGGUUCUCACAGAUUAAUGAAAAGGAUUUCGGCUCCCCACGAAUGAAAUCUACCAAUUUAAUCAUGAGAGCAGCAUCAACUUCACGGCUUCCACUAGAACCUGCUCCCUGGAGGCAACCGGAGGCCAGCAGAACCUCCCUCAAGUCAUCUGCAAGAAACACAGAUGUGGAACUGUCAAUUCAGAGUCCAAAGCUAUCUUUCUCGGUGUAUGGUGAAAUGGAGAAAAGGAUAACUGAACUUGAGUUCAGAAAGUCUGGAAAGGAUCUCAGAGCUCUGAAGCAGAUUCUUGAAGCAAUGCAGAAGACAAGAGCAAGGUUAGAUGUCCAAACAGAAGAGCAGGCAGACUCUGAUGCGAACUUGGAAAUAGUGCAGAAAAGGCAGCAAUGCAACCUGCUCUCUCCAACCAUAAAGGGAACUCGUCCACCAAAAAGGUCAGAAUCUUUAAAUAUAACUAUGAAACAAUCCAAACUAAGUGAUAACAUUUGUAUUGCAUGUUCCCCUUUCUUAACUGCAAAUGUCACCAAAUUUCAAGAACUCUUCACUAAAGACCUUGUAUAUAACAGAGAGGAUACAGCUGACAAGAAAACUUGGAAAGAUGUGACACCUAGAGCAAAAAAUAUCAGAGAGUCUGGUUGGCUUCUUCCUUCACCAGACAGGAAGAUCAAAGAAGGAACAUCAAGGGCAGUGCAAAACCCAACAUUACGCCAACAAAAGGAAGGAAGCUAUCCUGCAUUAGGAAGGAAUUCUGGAACUGUAAGUCCAAGACCACUACAGAAGAAGAAGCAAUCUUGUCCAACCACUACAUCACCAGAAUUCAGCAGGGUCAGACGUCAAUCAAUUAAGCAAUCCAAAGAAUCAGGCUCUUCAAAAAGGAGACUGCAAGCAAAACCCAACAAUCUGCUCCGAGUUGAUGAGGAAUUGAGUGAGAUCAGCAGCAGCACAAGAAAUUUCAGUGAGCAAAGUGAUGCAGCUUCUUUACAAUCAGAAAGCAACAACAGUUGGAGCUCACAUGCAGAGGGAGAAGUCACAAGCAGAAAUCACUCCUUUAGGGUUAAUGCUAAAAGACUAGAGGAUUCUAAAGACAAAAGUAACAUAUUGAGGCUCAAUGAAGACAGGCCAAUGGCUGAACUUGCAAUCUCUACAAUUGAACAGCCAAGUCCUGUCUCAGUGCUUGAUGCCACAUUCUAUGAAGAAGAUUCACCAUCUCCUGUGAAGAAGAAAACAACUGCAUUUAGAGUUGAGGAUGCCGCAGAUGAGUUAUGGUACCUAGAUUACCAGGAUCACUCACCUUACAACACGAGGAUGGAUCUUGGCACUGAGGCGACCACCCAGAAGAAAUUAGAGCGCAUUAAGGACCUGGUUAACCAACUCAGACUACUGGACUCCAGCUACGAAAUGAGUACUGACCAGUUUGGAUCCUUGAGCCAGAAUCAUAAUCCUGACCACAGAUACAUCACCAAAAUACUACUGGCAUCUGGCCUUCACAAGGACGUGGACUCCGUCUCCAUGGCCAUUCAGCUUCAGUCAUCCGGCCAUUUGAUCGAUCAGAAGUUGUUCCAUAUCCUGGAACAGACUGAGGAGCGCGUUAUGCCAGCAACUGGACACAGUAAAACGAGUGCUCGGAUUGAGUUUAAUCAGAAAAUGCACAGAAAGAACGUCUUUGACACAGUCGAUGAGAUACUUUCCUGCAAACUAGCUUCAGAAAUCUGUUUAUUGCAGGGACGAGAUCAUUUAAGUGCACAGCAACUCCAGAAGGAACUGCAGUCAGACAUAGACCAACUCAAUGCUAAAAAGGUUGGCAUGGACUCUGAAGAAGAUGACUUGAUAAGUAUCCUAAAUGCAGAUUUGAGGCAUCAGUCCGAAGAUUGGACAAACGGUGACGGUGAAAUUCCAUCAAUGAUUUUGGAUGUGGAGCGCUUAAUAUAUAAAGACCUUAUUACAGAAAUAAUAAGUGAUGAGGCCAGACAGCAGCAGAUAAGAACAAGAAGGCAUUGUAGGCAACUAUUUACCAACUAAAUGUUCAAGCUUCUGUGCUCUAUUUCAUGUACAAAUCUAAUGUUUUACUUUUACAUAUGAGAUGCUAGCAAAAGUGAGAUAUAAAUGUAUCAAGGCAAAUGGAAAGCAAAAAAAUGUGCUGUUUUAUUUGCAUAAACAGAGAUGCUUCUGUUCA